Molecule: messenger RNA, 1572 nt
Organism: Zasmidium cellare ATCC 36951
Lineage: Eukaryota; Fungi; Ascomycota; Dothideomycetes; Mycosphaerellales; Mycosphaerellaceae
Exons: 1
Coding region: 1-1572 (523 amino acids)
Molecular function (GO): protein binding
Source: RefSeq, a predicted model, not a curated record
AUGGCUCUGCCCUCGUCGCCACCACCACUACCUGAUCUCAACGACGAGCUCCCCUCCUCCCCGCCUCUCCCUACCUCCUCCGCCCUCCCCGCCCUGCCAAACCGCAAGCGCCCACUCGAUUACGACAACAACAACCUCUCCAGCGAUCCGCUCUUCUCUGAGGAUCCCUCCGAAGCCGAGGACCAGACCGAGUAUGAACAACCGAAGCGCAAACGCAUGGUCAAGGGCCCGUGGUGGACGUUGGGUCGAAGAAGCUCGCAGCAGUCUAUCCCACACACCAAAGACAACUUUAGGAACGCGGACAGUGGUGUGUUCCUCGGGAGCGAUGAAAGCAUUGAUAGCUUGCUCAACAACGCCCGUGAUUUAAAUGUGGCCGAUCGCAUUCCUACCUCGAGCAGCGCCGUCCCGCACCCAUCUCUUCCACAGGGCGAGCGCAUCGCCCAGCAGACCAUUGGUGACUGCGUCGAAUCUGGACACGAUGCGGUGGAUCUUUCCGCUCUCGGCUUGGAGCACAUGUCCUCUGAGACGCUCAAACCGUUGCAUCAGCUCAUCCGCCAGUCACACGGCACCCUCACCGAACCUCCAUCAGAAGACGAAUUCGUCGCCUUGACGCCCUCGAUCAAGCUGUUCCUGGCUCGCAACCAACUGCGUUCCCUGCCCGCUGAACUCUUUCGGCUGGAGAACGUGACAGUGCUCAGUCUCAGGAGCAACGACCUCACAGAGCUGCCGUAUGCCAUUGCGAGAUUGCGCAAUCUGAAGGAGCUGAACAUCGCUGGAAACAACAUCCGAUUGCUUCCCUGGGAGCUGAUGCGCUUUCUGGACGGUGGAGGUGAAAGCCGGCGAAUCAUUGUCCGGCCGAAUCCUUUACUCGAACCUACCACGAUUGAAGGACCUUCGCCUCUGUCUGGCCUGACUGUGCAAACCAACAACGAGGAUUUGAGCCGUUGGGGAGACACAAGAGAGUACUACGAAGGCUUGAGAAGGUCGUAUCAGGAACACGGCCCAUUGAGUAUUCGAGCAGAAUUGGAACUACGCCUGAAGCUUGGGCGUCUGCUGCGCAUACAAUAUCUGCAGGAGGCAUCGAGAGCUGGCAGAGAGGUCGAGCUUGGCGCGGAAGAGCUCAUUUUUCUCGCAUCAUCCGCGAUUCGCUGGAACAGUGUCGACGGGACGCCACUUCACAGGGCGAGACCCGACCGAGACCCCUUUCAAGCGACCCUCGAUCCUCUCAGCGACGCACCAGAGCCUGCAACUUGUUCUUUCGCUCCAUCAUUGUUCGAGCUUGCUUCGAGAUCGGCGCAGAAAGAAUUCAACUUGCAGGAGCUUCCAUCCGACAUUCCUGCUGUUGUCAGAGUGGCUCUUGACGCCGCAGCGCGUGGGGUGGAAAUGGGUAAUCAGACGUGUUCGACUUGUGGGCGAGCCUACAUCAAAGCGAGAGCGGAGUGGGUGGAGUAUUGGCACAACGGGUCACCUUCACAGACGGAGCUGAAGCAAGAGAACAUCUUGCCGUUCUUGAGGAGGGUGUGCAGUUGGCGGUGUGCUACACCAACACCGAUUGGGGAGUUCAGAUGUUAA